GCGGCAUGGAUGAGCUGCAGAAGUUGGAGUACCUGUCGCUGGUCUCGAAGAUCUGCACCGAGCUGGACAACCACUUGGGCAUCAACGACAAGGACCUGGCCGAGUUCAUCAUCGAUUUGGAGAACAAGAAUCGCACCUACGACUCGUUUCGCAAGGCUCUGCUGGAAAAUGGCGCGGAAUUUCCCGACUCCCUGGUCCAGAAUCUGCAGCGCAUCAUCAAUCUGAUGCGUCCCAGUCGUCCGGGUGGCGCCAGCGAGGAGAAGAUGGGCGGCAGCGGUGACCAGAAGGAGGACAAGAAGUCGCAGCUGAUGAAAUUGUUUCCCGGUUUGGCUUUGCCGAAUGAUAAGUACAGCAAAAAGGAGGAGGAGGAGCAGAAGGAGGAGCAGCAAAAGCAGGAGAAGGAGAUGGAUAGGAAGCCGGAAAAGGAUCACAAGAAAUCCGACAUGAGCGAUGUGGAUGCAGCCAUGUUGGAGCUGGAGGCACUGGCCCCGGGUGAGAACAAAACAGAGCUUAAACAGCCCAGGGAAGCAGCUAGUUCCAGGGAGCGACACAAGCGGAGGAGCAGGGAUCGGGACACCAAGAGACGCAGCAGAUCCCGAGAGGAUAGAACCUCAGAGCGGCGCAGGAGCAGAUCGCGGGACAGGGAACGUCGACGGCGAAGCAGAUCCCGGGAUAAUCGGCGGAGAAGCAGGUCUCGCGAGGAUCGAGAUAAAGAGCGACGACGCAGGAGAUCGAACUCUAGAGAUCGCCACGAUCGCCGCCGCCGCAGUCGCUCCCGCUCCACGGAAAAAAGAAACCACAGGGAACGCUCCAAGGAUCGCAGCGAGAAGAUGCCACCGCCCUCGGCCGCCGCCAUGACCGAUGAUCCCGAGCCGGGCAAGAUCUACUCGGGCAAAGUGGCCAAUAUAGUGCCCUUCGGCUGCUUCGUGCAGCUCUUCGGAGUGCGCAAACGCUGGGAGGGAUUGGUGCACAUCUCACAGCUGCGGGCAGAAGGACGGGUGACCGAUGUUACCGAGGUGGUGAGUCGAAAUCAGACAGUUAAAGUAAAGGUGAUGUCCGUAACAGGACAAAAGGUGGCCCUCUCGAUGAAAGAGGCGGAUCAGGAGACUGGACGGGAUCUCAAUCCACUCUCACACGCCCCCGAAGACGACGAGUCUCUGAGGGAUCGCAAUCCAGAUGGACCCUUCAGCAGCAGCACUUCGAUGCUAAACCUGCAGGGAAAUGGCCUAGACGGAGAUGAGCACGAGUCCAGGAAGCGUGUGACCAGGAUUUCCAGCCCCGAACGCUGGGAAAUCAAGCAGAUGAUCAGUUCCGGUGUGCUGGACAGGAGUGAGAUGCCGGAUUUCGACGAGGAGACGGGACUGCUGCCCAAAGAUGAAGACGACGAGGCGGACAUUGAAAUUGAGAUUGUAGAAGAGGAACCGCCCUUCCUCUCGGGACACGGCAGAGCCUUGCAUGACCUCUCGCCCGUGAGGAUUGUAAAGAAUCCCGAUGGCUCGCUGGCCCAAGCUGCCAUGAUGCAGUCCGCUUUGUCCAAGGAGCGUCGCGAGCAGAAGAUGCUGCAGCGCGAGCAAGAAAUGGAGGCUCUGCCCACCAGCUUGAACAAGAACUGGAUCGAUCCGCUGCCCGAGGAGGAGAGCCGCAGCCUGGCGGCCAAUAUGCGGGGAAUGGGAGCCGCUCCCGCUGAAGUUCCCGAGUGGAAAAAGCAUGUCAUUGGCGGCAAGAAGUCCUCCUUCGGUAAGAAAACAGAUUUAACGCUAGUGGAGCAGCGCCAAUCGUUGCCUAUAUACAAACUGCGCGAUGAUCUGAUCAAGGCGGUUACAGACAACCAAAUCCUCAUUGUUAUUGGCGAAACUGGUUCCGGAAAGACCACGCAAAUCACUCAGUACUUGGGCGAAUGUGGAUUCACUGCCAGGGGAAAGAUUGGCUGCACGCAGCCCAGGAGAGUGGCGGCCAUGUCGGUGGCCAAGCGAGUCGCGGAGGAGUACGGUUGUCGGCUGGGCCAGGAGGUGGGCUACACCAUUCGAUUCGAGGACUGCACCAGUCCCGAGACCAUAGUCAAGUACAUGACGGACGGUAUGCUGCUCCGAGAGUGCCUAAUGGAGGCGGAGCUAAAGAGUUAUUCGGUGAUUAUGUUGGACGAAGCUCACGAGCGUACGAUUCACACGGAUGUUCUCUUUGGUCUGCUUAAAACAGCCGUGCAAAAGCGUCCCGAACUUAAGCUAAUUGUCACUUCGGCCACUUUGGAUGCGGUGAAAUUCUCGCAGUACUUCUUUAAGGCGCCCAUUUUCACAAUUCCCGGUAGAACCUUUCCUGUAGAAGUUCUUUACACCAAGGAACCGGAGACGGACUAUCUGGACGCCUCGCUGAUCACAGUGAUGCAAAUCCAUCUGCGGGAGCCACCCGGUGACAUUCUGCUCUUUCUCACGGGUCAGGAGGAGAUCGACACGGCCUGCGAGAUCUUGUACGAGCGAAUGAAGAGUUUAGGACCAGAUGUACCCGAGUUGAUCAUCCUGCCGGUGUAUUCUGCCCUGCCAUCCGAGAUGCAGACGCGUAUCUUUGAUCCUGCGCCCGCUGGAAGCCGCAAGGUUGUGAUAGCCACCAAUAUUGCCGAGACUUCCCUGACCAUAGAUGGCAUAUUCUAUGUGGUAGAUCCUGGUUUCGUAAAGCAGAAGGUGUACAACUCGAAAACGGGCAUGGACUCCCUGGUGGUCACUCCAAUUUCACAGGCGGCUGCCAAGCAGAGAGCAGGAAGAGCCGGGCGCACGGGUCCCGGAAAAACCUAUCGUCUUUAUACAGAGCGCGCGUAUCGAGAUGAAAUGCUGCCCACUCCGGUGCCCGAAAUUCAACGCACCAAUUUGGCCACCACAGUGCUGCAGCUGAAAACGAUGGGAAUCAACGAUCUGCUGCACUUUGAUUUCAUGGACGCGCCGCCAGUGGAAUCCCUGGUCAUGGCAUUGGAGCAACUGCAUUCCCUUUCAGCUUUGGAUGACGAAGGACUGCUUACACGAUUGGGCAGACGCAUGGCCGAGUUUCCCCUCGAGCCGAAUCUCUCCAAGAUGCUGAUUAUGUCUGUGGCGCUUCAGUGCUCCGAUGAGAUUCUGACUAUUGUCUCGAUGCUCAGCGUGCAGAAUGUGUUUUACAGGCCAAAGGACAAACAGGCGCUGGCGGACCAAAAGAAGGCCAAAUUCAAUCAGGCGGAAGGUGACCACUUGACCCUGCUGGCCGUCUACAACAGUUGGAAGAACAACAAGUUCUCGAAUGCCUGGUGCUACGAGAACUUUGUACAGAUCCGCACCCUAAAGCGCAGCCAGGAUGUGAGGAAGCAGCUGCUGGGCAUCAUGGACAGGCACAAAUUGGAUGUGGUAUCCGCGGGAAAGAACUCUGUGCGAAUUCAGAAGGCCAUCUGCUCGGGAUUCUUUCGCAACGCAGCCAAGAAGGACCCGCAGGAGGGCUAUCGCACCCUGGUCGACUCCCAAGUGGUCUACAUCCAUCCGUCGAGUGCUUUGUUCAAUCGCCAGCCGGAGUGGGUCAUCUACCACGAGCUGGUGCAGACCACCAAGGAGUAUAUGCGCGAGGUGACCACCAUCGAUCCCAAAUGGCUGGUGGAGUUUGCGCCGUCCUUCUUCCGAUUCUCGGACCCCACGAAGCUCAGCAAAUUCAAGAAGAACCAGCGCCUGGAGCCGCUGUACAACAAGUACGAGGAGCCCAAUGCCUGGCGUAUCUCUCGCGUCCGCCGGCGUCGCAAUUAAAGGACUCAACACGAUUGUGUGUGUGUAAUUUGAUGUAUUUUAAGCGCCUAGAAAUAUAAUUUAAGUUUAAACUUCA
This is a messenger RNA of Drosophila takahashii, 3828 nucleotides long. RefSeq names its product ATP-dependent RNA helicase pea (gene pea). Gene Ontology annotation, cellular component: intracellular anatomical structure; catalytic step 2 spliceosome. Gene Ontology annotation, biological process: mRNA splicing, via spliceosome; spliceosomal complex disassembly. Gene Ontology annotation, molecular function: RNA helicase activity; RNA binding; ATP binding. NCBI's taxonomy places the organism in Eukaryota, Metazoa, Arthropoda, Insecta, Diptera, Drosophilidae. The record is from RefSeq and is a predicted model, not a curated record.